Molecule: messenger RNA, 585 nt
Organism: Bipolaris maydis ATCC 48331
Lineage: Eukaryota; Fungi; Ascomycota; Dothideomycetes; Pleosporales; Pleosporaceae
Source: RefSeq, a predicted model, not a curated record
AUGGAGGUGGACAUGGCUGGAACAGCUGUCCCCGUGGACUGGCCCACUCUCCUAUGGCGACAGCAAGGGGAAGCGCAAGACACUUCCAAUAUCGACCAUAAUCGCAACUCUUCCUGGACAAUGCCAACAGCAAGUCCUAUCCGCAAUUGUGGGACAAGCAUGCAGCCUGAUCUGUACCUACAGCUAUCGCACAUACUUGAAUGGGAAAUCUGGAACCAUAAUCAGACGCGCGGCUAUCUAGCUACAGAGCGGGAUAAAGUUAGCGAGCUAAAUGCGCAGGUGUGGAGACUCUCGCGUGAUAUAGAGCAGUGGCGAAAUACAUGCCAGCAAGGGUAUGCUGCACUAGAUCAGCACAGAGCUGAAAAUGUCGAAUUAAAGCGUGCAUUAGCAGAAGCGAGAUCCAUACCAACCGAACCCCACAGCAAGGACCCUCCGCUUGGUACUCCAGAGAUGGCAACACCGCCGCAAAGGUGCAGUCUGCGAAAGCUUGCGCCACUGCCCAGGAUUGAGACGGACGAAUCUUCAUGGCGGCUUGGCUUUAUUAAGGAUAUUGAGGAGCAUGGUAUUGCCAAAUCUGUAGAGUAG